Molecule: messenger RNA, 3339 nt
Organism: Apus apus (common swift)
Lineage: Eukaryota; Metazoa; Chordata; Aves; Apodiformes; Apodidae
Gene: FBXO34
Product: F-box protein 34
Exons: 5
Coding region: 420-2687 (755 amino acids)
Molecular function (GO): protein binding
Source: RefSeq, a predicted model, not a curated record
CGCAGGGGGGAAUCCGGCCGCGCCGAGCCCGGCCUGGCGGCUCCGCGCAGCUUCGCCCCCCUCCUCCUCCUCCUCCUCCUCCUCGCGGGAGCGCGGCCGGCCCCGCUCCGGAAAUGCCGUUCUCGUGAGUUGUGCAAGGAGCCUACAGGACUGUAAUGUCUUACUCUACAUGGAAUAAGAACUCUUUGAAGUUUUCGGGCUGUACCCAACUCUCUGCAAAACUAACAAAUCAGCUGAAGCACCUACUGAUAAGGAUCAGCCUUGGUAAAAAACCACACUGUGGUAGUUAAAAGGCAUUUCUAGGUGGCAGAGACAUGGUGAAGCUCUGUGUGGGGCCAGGAGAGCUGAUGGGGCAGCUUUGUUUGUAACCCAGGAUGGACUGGCUGUGACGGCGUGCCUUAGCUGGAGAGGCAGUUACCAUGAAGAGUUCCUGCAGAGCUGGCCUCCACAGGGAACCACUGAAUUCCACAUCCUCCACCUUCCAUCAAGUCAAACGGGUUUCUGGUAUGCACUUAAAGCCAUAUCUCAAGUUACAGAAGAAGGAGCGAUCUCCAGAAAUAAGCCAGGAUUCCCUGAGGGGCCCACCUGUGAGCCAUCAGAGAUCAGCACAAGAAGAGAAAUACACCAACAACUGCACCAAACUGAACGUUUUCCCAAAACCCUCCCUCCUGACUCCAUCUCGAAAGCUUCUGGGGAUUAUUUAUCCAAAUACUAUGUGCAAUAUGAACGGGAAAGGUCCAGCGGAUGGUCCAAGUGCAAGGGAAAAGAAGAACGCCCUGUCUGCAACGAUCCACCAGGGAGAAGAAGGGGAAGGGCCUCUGGAUGUCUGGGCUGUAGUGAAACCUGGCAAUACCAAGGAGAAGAUUGCCUUCUUCGCAGCCCAGCAGUGCAGCAGCAACACCCGCCUGGGCUCCAUGAAAAUUAAGAGCACGUGGGACAUCGACGGGCGAACAGCGAAACGCCGGAAAAAAUCGGUAGAUCUUAAAAAAGCCAAAAUUCAACUGGAGAGAAUGAGGGAGGCCAACUCCAGGUGCUCCCAGCCGGAGCCUUUUGCCUGUGGCAUCGAGCACUGUUCGGUGCAUUUUGGGAAUGACAACGGGGAGGGUGUGUUCCCGGGCCGGUCCCUCUCGGUGAUCGAGAUGGUGGCCUUCCUGGAGCAGCGGGCGAGCGCCUUGCUGGUGGACUGUGCAAAGUCCUGCACGGCUGCUUCUACCACCAGGCUGAGCGCUCAGCCCAGAGCUCUGCUCCCCGUCUCCGACCCCUUCUCCUCGGCCGGGGCCUGCGAGGUGCACGGGGAGAAGGGACCUUGUGGUGGCGGCGAGCAGCAGAGCGAGCCCGUGCGCGUGCUGGACAUGGUGGCCAAGCUGGAGUCGGAGUGUUUGAGGCGCCAGAGCGAGCGGGAGGCCGGGAGCCUCUCACGGAACAACAGCUUCCGCAGGAAUGUGGGGAGGGUGCUCCUGGCGAACGGCACCCAGCCCGAGGGAGAGGUGGGGAAGGUCUCCUCGGGGGGCCAGGCUCUGGGGGAUGGUGGCUUGGAGGAGGCAGGGGUAGCAGAGGCUGGAUACGGAGGGCGGUGCGGUCCUCUGGGUGAUGCUGAGCUGUGGGAUGGUGCUGCCUGUGCUCGGCAUCCUUUUCCUUCCGGGCUGGAUGCUGGGGUGGGGAACGCGAACCCGGGGCUGGCUCACGCGGUGUUGGCGAUAACCUCCGGCAGGAGCGACUCGGAAGCGCAGCUGGAGCCUCCCAGGGCUCUGCUCUCGGGGUGCCCGGCUGCUGCCAGGCUGCCAGCAGAUCCCUUGCAGAGCAAGAACGCUGCUGGUGAUUGUACGUCGGAAGAGCCUGGGAUUUUCCCAAGGCAGAGCCUGCACCCUGCUAGGCAGGAGCCCCUGUGCAUCAGUAUAUCCGUCACCAAGACCGAGAGAGGAUGCAGGAGAGAGAAGCUUUCUGACUGCAGCUCUAGUGAAGACCCCCUCCCAGGGAGGCUGUUUUUCCUCCAAGCUGACCAGCCUGCCGCUCGCGAGCAACAGGCGCUACGGGAAAGUACCCAAGAAAAGCCAGGAGAAGCAGCUCAGAAUGAGGAUGAGGAUGCUUUGGCAUCUGACAGACCGUGCGUCGGAACCCGUGUCCCUACAGAGCCAUCUGCCCUUCCUGUGCCACCCACAGAGGGGGCUUUGCAAGUACUUGAUGCUUCCUGCUUGAAAAGGCAGGUCUCGCAUGACUUUCUGGAGACCAGGUUUAAAAUCCAGCAGCUUUUGGAGCCUCAGCAGUAUAUGGCCUUCCUGCCUCACCACAUCAUCGUGAAAAUCUUUGGGUUGCUUCCUACUAGGAGUCUGGUUGCCCUAAAAUGCACUUGCUACUACUUCAAGUUCAUCAUUGAGUACUACAACAUCAGGCCAGCAGACUCCCGCUGGGUCCGUGAUCCCCGCUACAGAGAAGACCCCUGCAAGCAGUGCAAGAAGAAGUAUGUGAAGGGGGACGUGUCCCUCUGCCGGUGGCAUCCCAAGCCAUACUGUCAAGCUUUACCCUACGGGCCUGGGUACUGGAUGUGCUGUCACCGGUCUCAGAAGGGCAUCCCGGGCUGUAAGUUAGGUCUCCAUGACAAUCAUUGGGUUCCUGCCUGCCACAGCUUUAACCGUGCUAUCCACAAGAAAACCAGAGGAGCUGGAGCUGAAGUGGAAGAGGAAUAUUAGUGCACAUCCACUUUUCCUGCAGGAUUGGUUGGGGUAGGAGGAGAUUCUCAUGCCUUGUGCUGUUUACAGUGUAUAUAAUUGUUGUGGUUUGUUGUUGUGUGUUGUUUUUUUUUUCCACAGGGCUAUGAAACUGCACAUCCUUAAACACAAGAGCCUUUACCUUUUAGAUCAAAGAGCUUUUAGUCCAUCUGUGUAAAUAACACUAUAAAAACUAAUUGUACAUAUACAGAGUCUUACAGCUGGCUGAACAACGUAAUCACUACAAUGCAGCUAUGAUAGUGUUGCAGCUAUAGUUGUGUGUGUUUUUAAGUGUCUUGUUUCAAAAAUCUGUAUAUCCUGUAUAAUAUAUGAAUGUUUCUGAGAAGAAACUCUAAAUAGGUAAAGGUCAACUUGUUGAAAGAGUCUUCGGUCAACUUAACUGGACAACCUUAAAAUUAGACUAGGCCAGAUCCAUUAUAGUAGUGUGGCAGUGGAUAAAAAGAAAAGAAUAUUAUUGUAUAGUCAGAAUAUAAAAAAUUCUUGUCUACCUUACCUGUGUUGUCUGGUUGGGUUUUUUUUUUUUUUACUUAAAUGAAAUGUGCAUUCUAGAUCUGCCUUACCUGAUUUUCUCUUGUAAAACUCUUGCCCCCAAAUAAAAGUACUGUAAAACCUG